This is a messenger RNA of Coregonus clupeaformis (lake whitefish), 2800 nucleotides long. Its product is annotated as lysosomal amino acid transporter 1 homolog. NCBI's taxonomy places the organism in Eukaryota, Metazoa, Chordata, Actinopteri, Salmoniformes, Salmonidae. Bases 785 to 1729 code for a protein of 314 amino acids. The transcript has 8 exons. The record is from RefSeq and is a predicted model, not a curated record.
GGGGAGUUGCAGCGAUGAGAAAAGAUCGUCAGAUGCAUGUCUGUGACAGAGUUGAACCCAGACCAAAAUAGUACCUAGGGAAGGUAUUUGGUGGAAUAAACUGUGACAUGAGAUCAGAGCAGAGAGGAAGAGGCGAAGCGAGAGGGUUUGCUCCCGUCAAAAUAUGUCCCCGAUAAGCAGAUCGCCUGCCUUUCCCGCCUUUGGUACAACAACUCCCAUUGUUAGGGAGGAGACAAGACGAUCUCGUCAUUAUAUACAGUUUCUCUGGAUCAGCGUAGUUUUGUGCUGAGUCGUCAGUCAGGUGAGCAGUGUCAGCUGACAAAUAUGUUUCGAUCGAAGACUCCCGCGAGCUGAGGACAAGAAUAGUUUUUUUUUUUUUUUUUAGAGCUUGUGUGUUGAGUCAGCAAACAGACGUCUGAAAAGGGCAUCGUUGUUCCUCCCUGGACACACUUCAAUAACCGACCGAGAAUCAGGUAAGAUACAUUUUUUUUUUAAUGUUGGACCACCACCUUUGUCCUAGAAGACGUUUGAAGCAGAGCCAGCUGUGAAAAGUCAGCUGGCUAGCAAGCAAACAAAAGUUGUCAGCGAGCAACUUGUUUGUGCCCAACUGGAAAGUCUUUAUCAGUACAAACCGAUUUCACUCUGAAUUCCAUAGCAGAUAGUACAUUUUGAGACUGAGCUAUGAACAAGUUUUGCAAAUAUAAAGAAUAAGCGGUAGCUUGCUGUUUAUUUAGCUAGCUACAUUGUCUAGCUUGUUCGUUUAACGCUUUUCUCUCUGCUUAACAUGAGCCUGAAUAUGGGGUCAGCUGAUGGUGUCCUCAUGCGGGGGUCCUUUGGAUGGAACACUGAUGGAAACUUCAGCUCUGUGUGCCCCAAUGGGUCGGUAUGGGUUUGGGAAGGGCUGGGGGAAUGUGCCCAGGAUGCCAGGGACAUGGCCAGUGUCAUCCUGGGUCUGCUGUCUAUAGUGUGCUUCAUGGUUUCUUCUCUGCCGCAGUACUACAGCUCUUGUAAGAGUGGGAAUAUGGACAGCGCCUUGUCCAUUUGGUUUCUGUUACUGUGGCUGGGGGGCGACUCCUGCAAUCUUGUAGGCUCAUUCUUAGCUGACCAACUGCCGCUACAGGCAUACACAGCAGUGUAUUAUGUCCUGGCUGACUUAUUGAUGCUGGGAUUGUACUUUUACUACGUAGCUAAGCACAAGAUGAAUAACAACAGGUCGGUUCUAAAUGUAGUUGGUGUGGUCUAUGUACUGGGCUUCUCUGCCAGCCUCGUUGCCUUACCUGGGUCAGGGUCCCAACAGGAUGUGGUCCUCUCUGGGUUCAAGGGGCGGGCCUUGCUGUCAACCACUGUGGACGGUGUUAAGGCUUUCAGCACCAAGGAGAUCAUUGGGUUUACCAUUGGCUCCAUAUCCUCAGUGCUCUACCUCUGCUCCAGACUGCCACAGAUGCACACUAAUUACACAAGGAAGUCGACGGAGGGUGUGUCCUACUUCCUGUUUGCCCUGGUCAUCCUGGGUAACACUACGUACGGCCUGAGCGUGCUGCUGAAGAACCCUGAGCAGGGCCAGGGAGAGGGAAGCUACGUCAUCCACCACCUGCCCUGGCUCAUAGGCAGCCUGGGCACCCUCUCUCUAGACGUCCUGAUCUCCAUACAGUUCCUGAUAUACCGCAAUAACGCCCCUCUAGAGUUGGAAUCGCAGCACGAUGAGAGAGCUGCUCUGCUGGACAAAUGAAACUGCUCCUUGGGUGCUGGAUCUACAGUAGCAGUUCAGACACUUAUCCCCACCCAAUGGACUCUCAUUCACAUUCCUAAACACUAAAUCAUAACUUUUUGACACACAGGAAAUCCCUUUCUUUUGACUAUCGUUUUAUUUAUAUGAUUUGUGUUUUGAGAAAGAUGCCACUGUUAAUUGGGAUGCAGCUGUAGUUUACUUUAAUGAACUGUUCUUAAUUCCUCUUAAUCUUUAAGUGCUGGACCUUCCAACCGUUUGUCUAAAUACUUAUAGUAUUUCAAAUUUGUAACAAACCCGUCCUGACAAUCAUGACACUACUACUGGUCACUACGUGAAACCCUCUCAUUGUCAUAUUAGAAUAGUCUUGUUAUUGUAUUUCAGAAGUGAUUGACUAUAAAUAUUUUUUGCAGAUCACUUCAUGUCUUUUGAGUAUAGAGACAUGAAUCUUAGUGUCUUGACAUGUUCAUGUGGAUUUAUUGUAACUUUUAAUUAGUGUAAAUGUCUGAAGUACUGUACUGAAUUUAUUUUAUUGUUUACAUAAAUUGCCGUUAAGCAUUUUGCAUAUGUGUACAUUUGAGAUUUAUGUACUUUUUUGGGGGGUAUGUCUUCAGAUCUGGAGACUUGACCUCAUGUUUGUUCAGUGUAAGCACACAGCAAUGAUGCUCCUGUUUCUUUUUUCUUAGUCUGUUCCCUAAACAAAAAUGGUGUUACAUCAGUCUACUGAUAUGCACAGGAAGGAUUUAAUGUUUUAUCACAUUGAUAGUGUCUCAUUCCCCACUUACUGCUACAUUUAGGCAGUAAAAACAAAAAAUUGUUAGAAAUGAGUUGCGGGAAUGUGUUUCUCAUUUUGAUAAAUGUUUGUUCUGUUUCACUAAUACGCUCAAUAGGACACAUCAUGCUUUUAAACAAACUGAAUUUGUAUGGAGCCCUGAUGUCAUUUGGCCAGUGUACCUGAUCUUUAGUGUGUUAAAUACGCUGGCAACGUGAUUUCAUUUUCCACCUUACUUCCAUAUCCAGCCCAUACUGUUUUUGACUGGACUUCAAGAUUAUAUAAUAAAAUAAUGAAAAGUC